AUGACCUCUACAAGUCCGACCAUGUCCGUGUCCAUGUCCUUGCCUUUUCUCCUCCUCCUCCUUCUGACGCCACUCAAUCUGCCACUGACGACGAUGAUGACGGCGGUAGAGUCCGCCUCCGACGACCCGGCACCGGCGGCGUGGCCCCACCAGUUCCACUCUGUCCUCUUCAUGAACAACAGCAAGGGAGCCCUGCAGGUGGUGGAUCUCUGGUACGACUGGCCCAACGGCCGCAACUUCAACAUAAUCCAAAGCCAGCUGGGGAAGCUCACCUACGACCUCGAAUGGGACAAUGGUACCUCGUACAUCUACACCUUGGACUCCGACAGAGAAUGCAACACCAUGCAUUUUCCAGUUGGCAUUCUCCGGCCUGAUUGGCUCGACGGCGCUAAUUAUCUGGGUCAGCGACGCGUGGACGGGUUUCUGUGCAAUGUGUGGGAGAAGGUUGAUUUUAUUUGGUACUAUGAGGAUGUUCUCACUAAAAGACCUGUCCAUUGGGUUUUCUACACAGGAUAUAAUGCUCACGUGAUGACAUUCGAGGUGGGAGCUGUGCUUGAGGAUGCCAAGUGGGAUGCUCCUGCUCAUUGUUUUGGGGAGGAAAAGACUGAUUCAGCACAAAGUAGGAGGUCUCCUCCACUUCUACUUGAAUCUGUGACAAGUGAUUAUUCUCAUGGCAGGCUGAUAAGAGAUGAGAGGAGCAUUCGAAACCUGGAUAGCUUUUGAGUUGCUGGAACAACUAUCUAAUAACAUAACAUAAGUUUGCAUGUGAUUUAAUAUUUUAGUGAACAUGAUAUCGGGUUUCCACUCAUGCAUUUUGGGUUCAUAAAUCGUUCUUCAUCAUAUGAGCAAGUUGAAGUCCCCAAGCCACUUUAUCUAUGCCUUAUGAAGCAUUGUCCAAUUUCAUGUCCCAAAAUAUGUACUUUUUAUUGCCGUGAGUAAUAUUAAAAAGGGGAUGUAAAUAUAUUGCAAAUAUUAGGAGUCCUUUAUUAGGAAGGAUAUUUGUUUGGUUUAUUGUUUCCUUGUGGAACAAUGAUUGUAUCUUGCAUAUAUUUUCAAUUAUGUAAUACAAUGAGAAUUAAGCCGUAAAAUUCUAUUUCGUAUCA
Molecule: messenger RNA, 1103 nt
Organism: Pyrus x bretschneideri (Chinese white pear)
Lineage: Eukaryota; Viridiplantae; Streptophyta; Magnoliopsida; Rosales; Rosaceae
Exons: 2
Coding region: 1-723 (240 amino acids)
Source: RefSeq, a predicted model, not a curated record